AUGAAAAUGGUGAAUCAUCAUGCUAAACUGGUUUUUUUGUCGGUUGUUAGAAAAAAAUCUUUCAUGUAUACCAGCUAAUUUCCUAUUUGCUUAGGCGAGACUUGCAUUUUUCAGAUAAAUUUUGGCUGGAGUUCGUCACCGCUUACAGUACUUCCUGUUUUAAACCUCACGUUUUAUUCUAGUGCGUCAGUGUUGUGUACUUGUAGAUUGGCCUUCAUUUUUUAAUCGUGAGAAUAGUUGUUGCGUAUAGUCUUGAUUUUGUUGCAUUUGCUGGUUCUGGGGUUGUCAGCGUCUGAUUUGAGGUUUUUAUCCCAUUCAUGAUUAUUUUACGUUCUGUCAGUUCGGCCAGGAAAUAUUAAGUUGCCGAAAAUGAUGCAAAAACUAUCUUUGCUGUUGUUUUUGUCUGUGAUGAUCUCCUACGCCCAUUGUGACGGGGUACGUGCUGGACCGCCUGCCUCAAAGUCCCAAAAUGCUGUGAGAUCCGGAACGGAUGUCCAGGCAGCAGCGCAACCCAGUUCAGCCACUACUAAUCAGGCUACUGCGAGCGGAUCAGCUUCUAAACCCGCCGUGCAAACCAGUUCUGACGAUUCGAGCGGCGGAUCGGACGGACAGGCAGCGGUCAAUCCCGCCCCAGCAGCGGCUCCCAAUGCAGCAGGCAAUCCCAACACAUUCUCCGGUAUCCGUGACGAGUUUGUCGGUGGUGUGGGGGCGAUCCGUGAUUCGGCAGGUCGUCUCAUCGGGCUGACUGUGGGCACUGUUGCGUCGGGGGUGUCGAAUGCCGUGCACAACGUCAAGGAAGGCGUCGUCGGCGCCGUGAACGCCGUCGAGGAAGGUGUUGCUAAUGCGGUGCGGCCCGUAGUGGAUUUUGGGGGGCGGGUGGUCAAUAAGACCGUCCAGAUUACUGGUAAUGUGGCCAACGCUGGACACCAGAUUGUUGAUGUAUGGGGACAGAGCUUCAGGGACACCAGGAAUAUUACGGGCCAACUGGUUGGUCGUCGUCGACGCUAGCAAAUCUACAUUUUUUCUAUUCUGUUAUAACAAUUUUAAUUAAUACGUAUUUUUGACUGGUGUUUUCUUAUGCAGUGUAUGCAGGCGCACUUCUAUGGCACACCUGUAAGCUGGUUCCGUUAUGCAUUCGAUUAAAUGUGUGCUAAAAUUAUUCCAAAUUGUAUGUGUGUUAUUACACUACGCGCCAUCCAUAUAUGUAUAAUGUAGUGAACCUAUAAGCAGAUGCUUUUGAGGUUUUAACUAUGUCGAGGCAACAUCACUUCCGGUCAGUUUAAAUGGUUGGCCUGUAUAAUAAAGCGCGGUUGGACAGAAUGA
This is a messenger RNA of Paramacrobiotus metropolitanus, 1323 nucleotides long. RefSeq lists its product as uncharacterized. The record is from RefSeq and is a predicted model, not a curated record. The coding region runs from base 370 to 1008 and encodes 212 amino acids. Lineage: Eukaryota; Metazoa; Tardigrada; Eutardigrada; Parachela; Macrobiotidae. The transcript is spliced from 3 exons.